CCCAAGACCGUCCCCGAAACCAAUUAUUUCACAUCUACUCCCAGAUUUAACAAAAUGUUCCCCGGCGAAUGGACCCCCGAUGCUCCCCGCGCGGAAACAGCCCAAACAGCCCUCCACAACGCCGCCCUCUCCGGCGACAUGCACAACGUCCUGCGCCUCCUCGGCGAAGGCGUAAGCCCCAACACAGCUGGUGGAGUAUACGGAACACCCCUACAAGCCGCCUGCAUUCGAGGCCACGAAGAAGUCGCGUUCAUGCUCCUGUACGAAGGUGCGGAUGUGAAUGCACAGGGUGGUAGGCAUGGGGAUGCCCUGCGCGCGGCUUGCUUCGCUGGUCAUGUGAAGAUCGUCGAGUUAUUGAUUGAUCAUGGAGCGAGAGUAGAUGCGGUGGAGCGGUAUGGCCCGUUGUAUGUUGCUUGUGAGGCGGGGCAUUUGGAGAUUGUGAGCGUGCUGCUGGAGAGGUGUAAGGGGGUGGGAGUUGAUGUGUCGAGGGAGCGUGGAAGGUUGGGUGGUGUUUUGGAUGUGGCGUUGCAUUUUGGGGAUGUGCGGUUGGAGAGGAUGUUAAGACAGAAAGGCGUGGUUGGGAAUGAGACGAAAGAGGUUGUUAGGAAUGAGGCGUUUUAUGGUGGACUUGAGCAAGAGAGUGGGAGGGCUGAUGAUUAUGAAGCGAUGAUGUCAAAGUCUGUUACUCUUGACUCAAAUGUCGGAGUACUCGACGAAAGCUAUUAUACCUGGGAAGUAGAUUAUACAAGACCCAGAGACCGAAAGGCCAGCCCUGUUUUUCACUCUGCAAAUAGGCAAUGGAGAGCUAUCUUGCUCCCUGAUCCAGCUCUUUGCGACAACAUUUCUCUCCAGUUGGAGCUUCUUCCAACGGACGGGGAGAAGUAUAUCAUGCGCACUGCAAGACAUUGCUAUGACAAGGACCGGCGAACUUGGGGCCCUCAGCUGUUGCCCCCUCCUGGGAAGCUAAUCGAGUACUUCUAUUAUGAUAAACAAUCAAGGAAUGUUGACUUCAGAAAGUUUAACAUUACUGUCUACAUGAGGGUGUUUGAUCCCCCUGCCGUCGAAGAGGGUUUAAUCUUUAGGUCACUCCCACCUGGACUGAACCAUAACCGCAAGACAAGACUAUUGAAGUUGGUUCUGCAAAUCCUGUUCCACAUAAACCCCCUUCGGAGGGUCAUCCAGGAAAUGCUCACCGACCAGAUGAAGGGGGCUUACUUUGCAACUGCACUGGAAGAGGUACUCUUCUUGCUCGAAAAAGACCUCAGUACAGCACCUCUCGACCCGCACAGCAUCGAACAAGUAGAAAGCCUGUUCAUAGAAAUGCUAACCGAGCAAAUUGACGACAGCGCGCUUCAACACACAGUGUCCAGUCUCUUGAAGAUACACUCAAAGCGCUACGACUCCUCUCUAGUCUCAGAUACCAGAGUGCACUGCACCGAAGAAACAUGGCACUUGAGCUUACGAGUGCGAGGAAAUCGCUCCCUCAGCGAGAGUCUGCAGGAUUUAAUCCAGCCGCAAUUCUCGCGUGAAGAUGCCAGAGUGCACGGUGGGAUGUUUUAUCUCGGCACUGAAAAAGGUCUUGUGUAUGAGAAGCUUCCACCGGUCUUAUCGAUUCAUUUACAGCGCAGCGAGUAUGAGGAAUGUCAACGACGUGUCAGAUAUAACGACUACUUCGAGUAUCCGGAGGAAAUCGAUAUGAUCCCUUACUUAUCGAUGGAUGCGGACCGGUCCGAGUCUUGGGUCUAUACUCUCUUCGGAGUGAUUGUGUAUGACGGCAAUGAUGAGGACGGGGUGUAUUAUGGAUAUCUGCGUACGAGGGAAAGCUUGUUUAUCGAGUUGCAUGAUGAUGCCUUCAGACCAUGUACGGUGGAUGAGGUAUUGAGCGACAGUUACGGUGGGAAUUGGCGCUGUAUCGACCGCAGGAUCAAAUACCGCAGCGCGUGCAUACUAUACUAUUGUCGGAUUUCCGAACUGGGAGAAAUCGUGGUGGAUACCAACGACACUAGCCCGUCAAGCUCCUUGGAGCAAGAUUUAGCUAUUCGUCUUGGGGAUAUUCUUUCCUCCAGGAAGGACUCUGUCUAG
Messenger RNA from Aspergillus steynii IBT 23096, 2082 nucleotides. RefSeq lists its product as uncharacterized. The transcript has 7 exons. NCBI's taxonomy places the organism in Eukaryota, Fungi, Ascomycota, Eurotiomycetes, Eurotiales, Aspergillaceae. Gene Ontology annotation, biological process: protein deubiquitination. Bases 55 to 2082 code for a protein of 675 amino acids. The record is from RefSeq and is a predicted model, not a curated record. Gene Ontology annotation, molecular function: cysteine-type deubiquitinase activity; protein binding.